Molecule: messenger RNA, 5113 nt
Organism: Fukomys damarensis (Damara mole-rat)
Lineage: Eukaryota; Metazoa; Chordata; Mammalia; Rodentia; Bathyergidae
Gene: Zfp92
Product: ZFP92 zinc finger protein
Exons: 5
Coding region: 4445-5113 (222 amino acids)
Biological process (GO): negative regulation of transcription by RNA polymerase II
Molecular function (GO): DNA-binding transcription repressor activity, RNA polymerase II-specific
Source: RefSeq, a predicted model, not a curated record
GGCUUUAGGGGCGCUGGGGAAGGGGCCAGGCUGGGCUGGGAAAGCUUUCAGCCGCUGGUCCUGGGGCUGGUGGGCCCGUCCUGAUAACCGCCCCCCCCCGGGAAGUUGGGAGUGGAAACCCAGGCAAGCUGGAGUUGUGAGGUCAUGGCAUUGUUCCCAGGGGGCCCUGGCGGACUGCCACAGGUGCAGGCCCUGAGCGUGCCCCACAUUGUGCCCCUGCAGCUCUGAUCAGGGCUAGGGUGGUGUCCCUCUGAGACACGUGUUGAUGCAUGAAAGCCAUGCCACCAUGCAGCCGGGCAAGGCAAAGCUCAACCAAGGCUGGGAGGAGAAGGCCAAGGGCUGGAUGGAAGGUGGGGACGGAGAGGGGGAGCAAGCCUUCCCUGCAGGGCUCAUUCAACUGGUCCAGUCCACCCAGUAUCUGCUAGGUGCCCUCUAGUCACUGGGUUGCUGCUGACAUCCAAGAUCUAUUUGGGAACAGCCAGCAAAAAAAAAUGUGCUCUGUGGUUCUAGCUCUAGUGGCUGAGCACGGGCAAGAAACAGUGUUUUGAAUGAGAAAUUAGAGAACAUGUCAAACAAUGAAAAGAGGCCAGGAAAGGAGGUCCAGUUGCAAGUCAAGUAGUGUGCUUAGAAUGGAUCUCAUUUCAAAGGCUCCGUUUCUGCAAACACUGGAAGUUGGCAAAGAGCACAGCAUGUGCUAAUGUUUUGGAAGUGCAUUCCAGGCAGAGAGAACUGCCAUGCCAAGGCCCUGAGGUAGGAGCAGCCUGGCCCUGUGGAAGCCAGAACUUUGGGAGCAGAGGUCAGGGCAGGCCUGGGCGAGGUCAGGAAGGGCCUGUGGCCUUACUCCCAGUGGUGAGGGAAGAAGGGUCCCUCGGCAAACAGCCUGGGCGGCCCUCUGGAUGUCCGGGUCAGCCUCUGUCCCCACAGGCCAAGGCCAGGAGACAGUUGCAGGGAGCUCCCAGGGGACCUGGCCAGUCCUGGGUAGGCUGAGGGAGGUCCUGGGUGUCCCCCUCCCAGGCCAUCCACCAGGAGAUGGUGAGUGAUAGGGCCUCUGGGCAAGAGAAGCAGCUGGGCCUCACGCUGCUGGACCCCAGAGCAUGUUCCACCCGAAGUGUCCCUGCCUGUCCGUCCUUUUUGGGGAAAGGGCCCCAAUUCCUGAUCCCCAGGGCCAGCCAGGAUCCUGAAGGCUGUGUGACGUUGUUUGUUUGGUUUCUGGGUUUUUUCUUCUGGAGAAUGCGCCCCACCUAGUGGUCCCCAAGCAGGAUGACACCGAGGCGCGCAGGCCCUCCCUUUGCUCUGGGGGCUGGCUCCUUCCUCCCCUCCCCACCCCUCCCCACCCCUCCCCACUCCUGCUGAGGCUGCCUGGUGUCCCCAGGCCCACUGUGAGCUGGGCCCCUCUGGGACCCGGGCUGGUGUGCCUUCCUGGCUUCUCCCUGGGUGCGGGUCUCGUGGCCUCUCACACCAGAGGCAGGUUGCUGAAAGCCUGAGCGCUCACCCUUCAGCUUGGCCUGGGCUCUGGCAACCCACAAGCCCAUGGUGUCUUGACAGUCCAGUUGGUGGAGGCUGCAAGCCUUGGGGUCUGUCCUGACAGGAGUUGCCAUAAGGCUGGCUUUCAUGGAGUCAGUCUCAGGACAGAUCCUGCUGCGUGGCCACCACACCUCCACUGGGUCUUCUGUUCUCCAACUCCAGCAUCCCCAGGGCAGUCACAGGCCGUGGAGAUCACUUGUUGGAUGGGAGACUAGAUGGUUCCAACCACAACCUUCAUCCGGCUCCAGAACAUUCCAUCCCCCUCCCUCAGCAGUCACUUGGAGUCCUCCAGCCCCUCCCCUAACCGGUGGGCUUUUGACAGGAUGGAUUUACUUUUUCUGGACAUGUCAUGUGUUUUCUAAGAUUUAAAGGGUCUUUUUGGAAUGGCCACUCACCACACAGUGAUGCUGAGGCCCAAAAGACAGAACUCUUGUUAAUUGUAGCUCUGGACAUGGGAACAGUUCCCUAUGGGACCACACAAGAGGUUAUACUUGAAGGCAGGAUGACAGCAAGCUGGAGCUGUAAGGACAGACUGUGCAGAGUCAGUGAGUGUGAACAACGUCAUGGGCCCCAGAGCCUAGGGGCUGUCCUUCAUCUGCGAGCUGGCCUUGGAGUGUGGGACCCAGUAAAGAGUCAAGUGGCUAUGUGCUUAGUAGGCUGAGGACUGUGAUCCUGACACAGGAAGUAGGGACAUUUCAGCCACAACUGGAAAACUAGGUCAAAACAGCUCUUGUGAAACAUGAUGUUACAUCAUAGAAAUGGAAUCCUACAAGAUGUGGCCUUUUGCAUCUGUGUCUGGCUUUUUUCACUUGAGUCAAAAGUCCCCAGGGUGCGUGCACAGUGUAGCCUGUGUCACAGUUUCCUUCCUUUUUCUAGCCAAGUAAUAUUCCAUUGUGUAUAUAGAUCACACUUGGUUUCUCUGUUCAUCUGAAAUGAACAUUUGGGCUCUUCCCACCUUUUGGCUAUUGUGACCAUGAGUGCACAAUGUGUUUGUGUGAACACCUGUUUUAGUUCUUCUGAGUGUAUACCCAGGAGGAGAAUUGCUGUGCCCUGUUGAAUUCUACGCUUAACUCAUUGAGAAACCACCCAAAUGGUUUCCACUGUUUUUUCCUUUUCACUGUGAACACUGUUAGUCAGCUUUCUGUUACUCUAGCAAAACAACUGAGAUCAUCAACUUGUAAAGAGGUUUGGAGCACUUAGCCUGUGCUUCGUCAGCCCUGCAACUUGGGCCUGUGGAGCACAGGCAAAUGUUGGGACAUGGUGGAAGGAUGGCAGAAAGAAAGGAAGGGCCAUCCUAACGGACCUAAAAACCUCUCUGCCACCCUGGGGACCGAGCCUUUAACACAGGCCUUUGAGUGGGGGACCUUCGGGAUCCACACCAUAGCAACUGCUGCUGGGGUGCAGACAGGGAGAGACCCAGGUCACUUCCCUUGUUGUCUCUUCUUCCUGGUUUAGUGUUUGGGUUUUCCAGGAACAUUUCAAGGAGUUCCAUACACUUUCCUCCUCUCGUGCAUCAGUGUGCAUUUUAAGAGGACAUUUUCACCCAUGAGCCAGCGGUGACCUCCACCCAGUACCUUGCUGGCCACAGAGCUGCCACCCUCCUGUCAUCUGUCCCACCCUCUGCUCCAUGCAUGGGUUCCUCAAGUGUGACCAGCAAAGGACCGGUGCGUGACACUGUGAUGUGUGAUAGCCUGUUCUCCCUCCACCUUUCACCCUGAUGGUUCUAGGAUCCAUUCCACCACUCAGGGAUCCUGUUUUCUACUUUGUAUAAACUUCUCCACCAGAAGCAUGACUCCAUUCUUGGUCACCAUGGUCAACAGGGCAUCUAGGGCAAUUUAAAUGCAGGGUGAAUAUGACAGCUGUCGCCAUGAUCCCAGGGCCCUAACUCCCACUUCCCCUAGCAGCUGUCACCUGCCUCUGUUCCCCCAUCAGGGACAUCCUCAUUGUUGGUCUCCUGCUGGAUAGAAAUGACAUUCUUGGUGGCAGUGUUCCUUGCCCUGUCUCCGGCACUGAAAAGGGACAUGGGGUAGCCUGAGGCCAAGAUGGCUUUUGUCUACUUUGUCUGCCCUUCGUAUGGGGCCCACUCCCUGCUGUCCCCACUAGGUCCCAUCUGCUGGGCCCAUCCUCAUUUUUACCAUCAAGGGCAUCAAGCUCAGCCAGACCAAAGGCCAGGGCAUGUGCCCUUGGCCUGCCCCUUGGCCAGAGUGCCACCCUUUGAGAGAGCACCCUGCACCCUGCUGUAGACCCCUCCUGCCCUGGGCAUCACACCAGCCAAUCCUCUGCACAUGCGUGCUUGGACUCUUCUAUAGAAACUCACCCCUGAGGGGAAGGGGUUGGUUGGUGAUGGAGCUUCCAAGAAAGACUGGAAAGCUGAGGUCUGGAGUACUGGGCAGAUGGAAACAGAGCUAAGAAAAGAAGGAAGUGGUAGGGUUUGGGGACACAGGCUCCCUAGAAAGGCAGAUCAGGCAGGCCCUGGUGGAAAAAGUGGAUGUGGGAUUCUGGCUGGUUGCAUGGACAGAAGGGGGCUCUGGAGCCCUCAAAGCUGGGGGUAGCGUUGAAGUCCCACCCUCAGGCAGGGUCUCCGAGGGUGCUGAAGGUAAGAUGGGACCCGACCUCACCCAAGCACUGGGGUCCUACGAGGCGAGGCGGGGGAAGUCUGGAGCCAGGCACAAGGAGGGAGGACAGGCGGGGCGGCGACCCCCAGAAGCCAGAAGGGGCCCAGGCCUCUGCCCGGAAGCAGAGAGGAUGGGUGUGUGGCUCCGAGCCCCAGGCCCAGGAAAGCACACAGGAGGGACAGAGCCCAUCAGCUGUCCCUGCACAGAGGCCAGGGGUUCGGGGAUGCGGGCGCGCUGAGCCCGAGCCCCCAGAAAAGGUGGCUGCUUUUGACUCUUGCCUGCCUCCCCAGGGUGCCUGACAGGUGAUGGCGGGGAUCCUCCUAUGGGCGAGGCCCAAGGUACCGAUAUCUUUUGAGGAUGUGUCUGUGUGCUUCACGAAGGCAGAAUGGAAGCUUCUGAACUUCAAACAAAAAGUCCUCUACAAGCAGGUGAUGCUGGAGAACUACAGUAACUUGGCAUCACUGGGGCUCAUCACCACCAAGCCACACCUGGUGGCCCAGCUGGAGAGAGGCGUAGGGUCCUGUCUGGCCAAUGUCAGCUCGAAGCAGGGUGGCAAGACACAGACAGCCGGGGCAGAGAGGGGGGCCGGGCGGCAGGGAGACCCAGCGGCGGAGCACAGAGGUCCCCAGGGCCUCGAUCCCGCCACGAGGCCACAGGGGCCCAAGGGCGCCGAGAAACGGUUCCUGUGCCAGCAGUGCGGGAAGUCGUUCAGCCGCAGCUCCAACCUCCUCAAGCACCGCGUCGUCCACAGCGGGGAGAAGCCCUACGCGUGCCAGGAGUGCGGGAAGCUGUUCCGGCGCAACUUGGCGCUGCUAGAGCACCAGCGCAUCCACAGCGGCGAGAAGCCCUUUGCGUGCGAGCAGUGCGGCAAGACCUUCACGCGCAGCUCCAACCUCCUCAAGCACCAGAUCGUGCACAGCAGCGAAAAGCCCUUCUCCUGCGCCGAGGUCCCGCUGGCCUUGCCCUCACGGUGA